AUGCUAACGCAGGCGUUCAUUUUUGGCCUAAAAGAAGCGAGGGAAAGAUCAUUAUUACCAGAAGGAUUCUCACUAGGAUACGAAAUACGAGACACGUGUAACUUAGUUCCUAUUGCGCAACAACAUGUAACAAGUAUCGUCUUGGAAAGACAUGGUUAUAAAAAAGAUGUCAAAAUUUGCUCUAGUUUAGCUAAGAAAACAGACGAAAAACGUCUGAGUGGCAAUGUUAUCGCUGUUCUGGGUGCAGGAAAUAGUGAAAUUUCGAUUGCAAUAAACAGAGUUCUCAGUGCAUUUCAAAUUCCUCAGAUAGGAUUUGCAUCUACAUCAAGUUAUCUCAGCGAAAAAAUGCGAUUUUCCUCAUUUUUUCGAACAGUCCCUCCUGAUACCAAUCAGGUCAGCGGGCUUUUGGCUUUACUCAAAAAACUUUCUUGGAAUUAUGUUGGAAUUUUGUUUUCGAGUGGUGAUUAUGGAAGAGCAUUAGUCGAGUCAUUCAAAUCGUUAGGAAAAACAGAGGGAAUUUGCAUUGCGUACGAUUACUCAGUUCCAUAUUCUGUGACUUUGGAUGCAGCAAAGGGUAUUGUAAAAGAAAUAAAGAGAAGGGUUGAUGUUGAAAUUUUGAUAAUAUUUGUGCCAGAGAUUGAUGUAAAGAUUUUGUUAUCAGCCAUGCUUGAUGUUGGGUUAGCAAACAAAACUCUUAUUGCAAGCGAUUCAUGGUCCAAGGCAAUUAAGAAUAAGACUCUUUCAAAAAUUGUUUCUGGAACUUUGGGACUAGCCCAUCACUAUACACCGGUAAAAAAGUUUGAAGAUCAUUUCCUUCAUUUAAAGCCAACCAAUAACACCUGGAAUAUAUGGUUUAAUGAAACUUGGGAAUAUUUGUUUGAUUGCAAAUUAUCUCCAUCAGAAUCUAUUAGGAACGUUAACACAGUUAGAAACAAAACUAAUUGCAAUAUAAAAAGUCAAAAACUGAAAAGAGAACAAUUUUCUCGAUUCCAUUAUGUAAGCAACGUUAUAAACGGAGUUUUUGCUAUAGCAGCUGGAAUAACAAAAAGCUUAAACAAUAAAAGAAACGCUGGUGUUUCAGUCACUUCCAGAGAAUUGUUAAAGUCAUUAGAAGAGAUCACGUUCCAGAAAUACAACGGUCAAUAUGUAAAGUUUGAUAAAAAGGGUAAUGUUGGUGGUAAGUACAACUUAGUUAAUAUUUAUUCCGAUUUAACUCCACGUCAUGUAGGAAUCUGGAAUGGAUCUAGUUUGGAGCUUAAUGAGAAAGAAAUUCAAUGGCACAGUGGUCUGUUUCCUCCAAAAGGCGUGUGUUCCAUUUUAUGUCUUCCAGGAGAGUAUCAAGUUGCAUCUAAGAAAGAUCCUCAAUGCUGUUGGAACUGUCAACGCUGUCCUCCUGGAACAAUAACUAAUCGACCAAAUGCAACAACGUGCACUCCUUGUUCUGAACAUUAUGUAACAAAUAGCCAGCAAAGUGGUUGUGUUUACAUACCAUUGAGUUAUCUCGACUGGGGGGAUUUUUGGACAAUUUCAAUCAUAAUCUUAGCGUCUGUAUCAAUAAUCAUCCUUUUGUUCUUCUUGAUAGUUUUUAUACAUUUUUUAAACACACCUGUUGUGAAAUCAGCUAAUCGCGAAUUAAGUCUGCUUCUACUUGUUGGAUUAUCUUGGACUUUUAUUGCUCCCUUUGCAUUUGCUGGCAAACCUUCAAAAUUUAAAUGCAUCAUAAGCCAAGUGGUUUUUUGCCUCGGAUGCGCACUCGCACUCUCCGCCAUGUUAUUCAAGACUCUACGAAUUGUGCUGCUGUUUACUUUGUCCUAUAGAGGAUGCUGGCUCCUAAAGAACAAAUAUCAAAUUGCUAUGACAAUUACGUUCACACUGUGUGAACUUGUAUAUUGCCUGUUGUGGAUUGCAGUUGACCCUCCUGGUAUUAAAAUCCUUUCUUUAAAGCUGACGAAACGGUACAUUGUAUGCAACUUUAAUAAAUAUUGGUAUGGUGGAUCACAUAUUCUUCUCAUCUUUCUCAGUAUCAUGUGUACGGUAUUUGCUGUUAAGGGUAGAAAAUUACCAAAAAAUUUCAAUGAAGUUCGACAUAUUGGACUAAGCAUGUUUACCUUCAAUAUCGUCUGGGUGGUAUUUAUGUGCGCGCAAUACGGAGCUUCAUUGGACUACGAUGUAAAAAUAAAUUGUUUGGCAAUGAUCAUAUCCAGUCUUAUGAUCUUGGUUCUUUUGUUUGGUCCUAAAGUGCAUAUCUUGUUGUUUCGUUCACACUUAAACAAAAAAGAAGAAUUUCAAAAUGAGAUACGCAGGUAUUCUUUCGGAAUUUCCAAUGGUAUCAAUUCCACUUCAGCAGCGGCAGCUUCCUUUCAACUUGGUUCUUUACUCAGUGAUCUUUGCGCUACAAGCGCACCAAACAGCCAAUUUUCUGCUGCUCAUAAUUCAAGCAACAAAAAUCAAUGUCGAUCUCAUAGUUUUGAUGUCACGUCUACACAGAGAAAUUUUCGGCAUCAUUUAUUCACUCAAGAAAAAGAAACACAAACUGAGCCUUUUAAUGAAUCUUCUCAAAGAGAUGUAAUAAAUUUGACUAAAAAGAGAGAUGAAAAAACUAGAAACACCAACGAAUCAAAUUCAAAGGACCUUGAAAAGUCCAGCCAAGCUAAUUCUCAGGAUGAAUGUGUUUGCUUAUUGAAUGAGGAAGACAAACUUUUUAAUGGCAAUGAAAACAAUGGAUCGUAUCAGUCAUCCAAAUCUUCCUUUAAUGAAAGCAAAGAUUUUUCAUUCGGUCACGUGAAAUCAGUUGAUAAGGAGAGACAUUUCAAGCAUUCAUGUGAGUUACCGAUGAAUGAAACACACUCUCUUCCAGAUAUUGAAAAAAACACGAAGUUAAAUUGGGAUGAUGGCGAUUGCAAUUUAGAUAUAAAUUUAAGCAAUUUUUGCAAAGAUGGGCAUAUUAAAGAGACUGUUUUGUAAGAAAGCUCAUCCUAAUCAUCCAUUUUACAGUCCAGUUAAAUAGCUAAAUUUAUAUGUCAAUCUAACUAUAAAUACAUUUAGACCACCUUCAAUACAAACAAUGAAAAAGGUACCUACAAAGUUAUAGAGUAUAGCUACUAAACGUGCAUUGGAUUUCCUUUCAUCUUUAUUUAAUCAUUUUUUUCUCCUGUCGCACGGUAUUCAAAAGAUUAUAAAUAAUUGUUAUUUAGUGUGUGAAUAUAUAAAGUUGAAAAGGAAAAGCUAAAUAGUUCUUAUUUUGUAAAUAUCUUACUUUCAUUGGUUACGAAUCGAGUAAAAGCAUAAAAUAAAAGAAGAUAGUAUCAA
Xenia sp. Carnegie-2017 is the source of this 3309-nucleotide messenger RNA. Its product is annotated as metabotropic glutamate receptor 3-like. Lineage: Eukaryota; Metazoa; Cnidaria; Anthozoa; Malacalcyonacea; Xeniidae. The record is from RefSeq and is a predicted model, not a curated record. Gene Ontology annotation, molecular function: adenylate cyclase inhibiting G protein-coupled glutamate receptor activity. The transcript has a single exon. Bases 1 to 2964 code for a protein of 987 amino acids. Gene Ontology annotation, cellular component: membrane. Gene Ontology annotation, biological process: G protein-coupled glutamate receptor signaling pathway; regulation of synaptic transmission, glutamatergic.